AUGUCUGAAAGCACAACUUUAUUAAAUAAGAACUUAAAUAGUGUAUCUUAUGAUUCCACGCAGUUAAACAACGGCAACUAUUUUCAUUGCCAUGAUGAGCCAAGUAAGGAUGAUCAAGCAAAAUCCGCUAAAGCUAUUCGUAUUUUAUGGAUUUCUGUCGUAAUAUGUCUAUUUUUUAUGACAUGUGAAGUAAUAGGUGGAUUUUGGGCAAAAUCGCUAGCGAUCGUCACGGAUGCUGCACAUUUGAUACGAAACUAUGAUGGCACACUAGUGGGUACAGCAGAAUUUAAGGAUGGAGAGAAUAGUAGCGAUGAAGAGUGCAGAAUGAAAGAAGCGAAGCUUAAGAGAAAAAGGGCCAUGUUCGCAAACUGUUACAUGUGUCAGAUUGAUCCCUCGAGCCAACAUUUGCACACCCUUGGAAACGAAUCAGCGAAAUAUGAUCAAAUAAAACGAGUUAAAAAGAGGGAGAGAAAAAUGGACGAAUUCCAUAAAAUCUACGAUCUUCAAAUAAACUUCGCUCCAGAAAGUAUGCCAGAAUUUUUAGUACGUGGUGAAAAUAUUGCUUUUAUUCGUGCUGGUGGAUCACUUUAUACGAGAAGAUGUUUGAAAACGUUUCGACGAACCGAGUACGCUGAUCAUCAUGUUUCUCAACAUGUUCGAUCUAUUGAUAGUUUAUCGGAUUUGGUUGUAAGAUGUCCGAAUUGGAUGCGUGGAUGUUUGUUUUAUACGAAACGUUUAACACCGAAAAGUGGAAAAAUUAGUAUUCGUCCACUGGAUUCACUUCCUGCAUGGCUAAUUAUUUCUUUAAUUGACUAUUUACCAAAUUCCGCUAUACGAUCACUUUCUCAAACGUGCAGGGCUUUACGAUCUGUAGUAUUCGCUUGUGCAAAGGAUCGAUCUAUGGUCAGUUUAGUAUGGGAGAAAUGCGAUGGAUGUUGGGUGGAAAGUGGCAUAGCUAUUGAUUUCUCAGUUGCCGACAAGACACCAGAAUAUGUAUGGGAACCAGCACAAGAACUCUGUAACCAUCUUUCUAAUUGUACAUAUCGUGACGUUGUGGAAUAUCCAGAAGAACGUGUACCUGUUUUAGCAACUAAUCUUCAACAAAUCACUAAAGAAUUCAUGUUAAGACUUCCAUUUGUCGCUUGA
Messenger RNA from Necator americanus (New World hookworm), 1146 nucleotides. RefSeq lists its product as uncharacterized. Gene Ontology annotation, molecular function: protein binding; ubiquitin protein ligase activity. Lineage: Eukaryota; Metazoa; Nematoda; Chromadorea; Rhabditida; Ancylostomatidae. Bases 1 to 1146 code for a protein of 381 amino acids. The transcript has 11 exons. The record is from RefSeq and is a predicted model, not a curated record.